AUGCUGGGCCUCUUGGAAUGCUUUGCCCUUGCAGAAGUAGCUAGCCCGGCCUCUAGCAACCUGACCAAAGAGGACAAUUCUAGUGGUCUGAAUUCCUCAUCCGAGAAUCGCAGACACCAGAAUCAUCACCACUGUCAUCAUAAUCGUCAUAUUAGAGAUCAAUACUAUCGGACUUAUCAUCGUCGUCAUCAUCCCCAUUGCAAUAGUUCCUAUCAAGAUAGUCAGCAUAAUUAUUCGGGUCACCAUCAUCAGAGACAUCCAUGCUCUCAUCGUCCUCGAAAUUCACAUCGUAUUCAAAAGCAAGACAAACGACAUCUUUCUGUGCCUCAUUAUCAGGCCAUUCAAAAGCAAGCUGUUGGGAAACAGAACUUUUAUCAGGAACAAGAUCUAACUUCUGGUGUCAAACAUCAGAUCUCACCAAGUUCCUCGGUCCUCAUGGAUCAGGAUCCAAAGAACAAGCCCUUAUCAGACUGUCAUAAAAGUAUAAUUAACUCGAAAAAUCGCACUCAUUUGAUGAAUCAUUCACAGCAAAUAAGCUAUCAUACAGACCUAACAACACAUAAACGAGUGGAUAGUAAACUAACCGACACACAGUCGCCAGUUACCGCCAGCUUAGAGUCUGUUGGAGGUGCUGGUAAGAAGUCAGCUGCUUCUUCGCUUUGGAAAUCUGCAACUUCUAGGACAUUCCACGCGAUUACCAACUUAGCUGAUGAGGAUUUAUGCGCUAGCUAUUUACCGUGGAUUCCUGUGGUCAUCGAAUUUGCUAAUUUGUAA
Messenger RNA from Protopolystoma xenopodis, 774 nucleotides. The record is from the annotation of a GenBank genome assembly. Lineage: Eukaryota; Metazoa; Platyhelminthes; Monogenea; Polystomatidea; Polystomatidae.